Messenger RNA from Pipistrellus nathusii (Nathusius's pipistrelle), 2019 nucleotides. The record is from the annotation of a GenBank genome assembly. NCBI's taxonomy places the organism in Eukaryota, Metazoa, Chordata, Mammalia, Chiroptera, Vespertilionidae.
AUGGAUUUUCCUGGACACUUUGAACAGAUCUUCCAGCAACUGAACUACCAAAGACUUCACGGCCAGCUCUGUGAUUGUGUCAUUGUAGUAGGGAAUAGGCAUUUUAAAGCCCACCGCUCUGUCCUGGCAGCCUGCAGCACGCAUUUCCGAGCCCUGUUCUCAGUGGCAGAGGGUGAUCAGACCAUGAACAUGAUCCAGCUGGAUAGCGAGGUAGUGACAGCGGAGGCCUUUGCCGCCCUGAUUGACAUGAUGUACACCUCCACCCUCAUGUUGGGGGAGAGCAAUGUUAUGGAUGUCUUAUUGGCAGCCUCUCACCUGCAUUUGAACUCCGUUGUUAAGGCAUGUAAACAUUACUUAACGACAAGGACACUGCCCAUGUCUCCCCCAAGCGAGCGUGUUCAGGAACAGAGCGCCCGCAUGCAGCGCUUCUUUAUGCUGCAGCAGCUGGGACUCAGCAUAGUGAGCUCAGCCCUCAAUCCCAACCAGAGCAGCGAGGAGCAGCCAGCCCCCAUGAGCUCCUCCAUGCGCAACAACCUGGACCAGCGCACGCCCUUUCCCAUGAGGCGCCUCCAUAAGCGUAAGCAGUCUGCAGAGGAACGGGCCAGGCAGCGCCUCCGACCGGCCAUGGAUGAGUCUGCCAUUUCCAAUGUUACGCCAGAGAACGGGUCUUCGGGGGUUCAUGCUCGAGAAGAGUUCUUCUUGCCAGAUUCUCUGAAAAUUGUGGAUAACGCUAAGGCCGACAACCAGGAAGACAGUACCAUCAUGUUCGACCAGUCUUUCGGGGCUCAAGAAGAUGCCCAGGUGCCCAGCCAGUCUGACAACAGUGCUGGCAACAUGGCACAGCUGUCCGUGGCCUCUCGUGCAACUCAGGUUGAGACUAGUUUUGAGCAGGAAGCUGCAGCUGAGAAAGGUGACUUUCAGUGUGAAAAUCCUGAGGUUGGCCUUGGUGAGAAGGAGCACAUGAGAGUGGUGGUGAAAUCAGAGCCCUUGAGCUCUCCUGAGCCUCAGGAUGAAGUAAGCGACGUGACCUCACAAGCAGAAGGCAGCGAAUCUGUGGAAGUGGAAGGAGUUGUGGUCAAUGCUGAGAAGAUAGACCUCAGCCCGGAAAGCAGUGAUCGGAGUUUUUCAGAUCCCCAGUCUAGCACUGACAGGGUAGGUGACAUCCAUAUUUUAGAAGUCACAAAUAAUUUAGAUCAUAAAUCCACUUUUAGCAUUUCAAAUUUUCUUAACAAGAGCAGAGGAAGUAACUUUAGUGCAAAUCAGAGCAAUGAUGAUAAUAUCCCAAACACCACUAGUGACUGCAGGCUGGAGUGUGAGGGCCCUUAUUUGUUGGGUCCAGAGACUGGGCCUGUGGGCGGGCCCUCUUCAGCCACUGGCUCUCAUGUGGAAAACCCAUUCAGUGAGCCUGCAGACUCUCACUUUGCUAGGCCUAUGCAGGAAGCCAUGGGCCUGCCCUGUGUGCAGAGUUCCGGCUAUCAAGGAGAACAGUUUGGAAUGGAUUUUUCCAGGUCUGGUUUGGGCCUCCACUCCUCCUUCUCCAGGGUGAUGAUGGGCUCCUCAAGAGGAAAGGCCAGUAACUUUCCAUAUUACCGCCGUAUCGCUCCCAAGAUGCCAAUUGUAACUUCUGUCAGGAGCUCACAGAUCCCAGAAAACUCUGCCAGCUCUCAGCUAAUGAUGAAUGGGCCCACGUCCUCAUUUGAGAAUGGGCACCCUUCUCAGCCUUGCCCGCCACAGCUGACCAGGGCCUCUGCUGAUGUCCUGUCCAAAUGCAAGAAGGCCUUAUCAGAGCACAACGUCUUGGUUGUAGAGGGCGCUCGCAAGUAUGCCUGCAAAAUCUGCUGCAAGACUUUUCUGACCUUGACAGAUUGUAAGAAGCACAUCCGUGUUCACACAGGUGAAAAGCCCUAUGCCUGCCUGAAGUGUGGCAAGAGGUUCAGUCAGUCCAGCCACCUGUAUAAGCACUCUAAGACUACCUGCCUGCGCUGGCAGACCAGCAAUCUUCCCAGCACUUUGCUCUAA